This is a messenger RNA of Pistacia vera, 1703 nucleotides long. RefSeq names its product cytochrome P450 83B1-like. Bases 58 to 1545 code for a protein of 495 amino acids. The record is from RefSeq and is a predicted model, not a curated record. Gene Ontology annotation, molecular function: heme binding; iron ion binding; monooxygenase activity. NCBI's taxonomy places the organism in Eukaryota, Viridiplantae, Streptophyta, Magnoliopsida, Sapindales, Anacardiaceae. The transcript is spliced from 2 exons.
GUCUAUAUAUUGAGGUUCUGGUUUUGCACUUGUUUUAUUGCAGAAACACAUAACAAAAUGGCACUGCUAAUCAUCCUUCUGCUUCUUCCUAUCUUCCUCUUGUUUCUUCUCCAAAAACAAAAAACACCCAAAACAAUUCGUUUGCCACCUGGCCCCCGAGGUCUUCCCUUAAUCGGAAAUUUGCACCAGUUUGAUGGUUCAAAACCUAAAAAUGUGUGGAAACUCUCUCAAAAGUAUGGACCCCUCAUGUCCUUGCGGCUUGGUUACGUGCCAACCCUAAUAGUUUCAUCGGCAAAAAUGGCUAAAGAAGUUAUGAAGACCCAUGACCUUGUAUUUUGCAGUAGGCCUGCCUUAAUUGGUCAGCAAAAGUUAUCUUACAAUGGGUUAGAUUUGGUUUUUUCACCAUAUGAUGAUUAUUGGAGAGAGAUAAGAAAAAUAUGCGUGGUUCAUCUCUUCAAUUCUAACCGAGUGGCUGAUUUUCGUCCAAUUAGGGAAGAUGAAGUUUCCCGUAUGAUUGAAAAGAUCUCAAAAUCAGUUGCUGCCUCAAAACCUGUCAACUUAAGUGAGCAAAUGAUGUUUCUUACUAGCACCAUUAUUUGCAGAAUUGGUUUUGGCAAGAGGUAUGAAGACGAAGGAACUGAAAGAAGUAGAUUUCAUGCUCUACUUAAUGAAACUCAGGCCUUGUUCGUAAGUUUCUUUUAUUCAGAUUAUUUUCCAUUCAUGGGCUGGGUUGACAAACUCACAGGAAUGGUAAGUCGUCUCCAAAACAAUUUCAAGGAAUUUGAUAAGUUCUACCAGGAACUCAUCGAGGAGCACUUAGAUCCCAAGAAACCAAAGAAUGAUCAAGAGGAUAUAAUUGAUGUUCUACUGCAAGUACGAAAAGAGCGUGGAUUUAAAAUUGACCUCACUUCCGAUCACAUCAAAGCAGUGCUCAUGAAUGUAUUUGUUGCUGGCACAGACACCAGUGCAGCUACCGUGGUUUGGGCAAUGACCUACCUGAUGAAAAAUCCUAGAAUAAUGAAGAAAGUUCAAGAAGAAAUUAGGUCUGUAGUUGGAAACAAAGGUUUUGUCGAUGAAGAUGAUGUCCAGGAUCUGCCUUAUCUUAAGGCUGUAGUGAAAGAGACAAUGAGACUGCAACCAACAGUUCCUUUUUUGGUCCCAAGAGAAACAAUUGAAAAGUGCAUCAUAGAGGGGUAUGAAAUACCGGCUAAAACAUUCGUUCUUGUGAAUACAUGGGCUAUAGGAAGGGACCCUGAAGCUUGGGAGAACCCAGAAGAAUUUUAUCCUGAGAGGUUCAUACGGAGUUCUAUUGACUUUAAAGGGCAACACUUUGGGCUAAUACCAUUUGGUGCUGGUCGAAGAAUUUGUCCAGGUUUAUACAUGGGAAUUGCGACUGUGGACCUUGCACUUGUGAAUCUUCUAUACAAAUUUGAUUGGGAAAUGGUGGCUGGGAUGAAGAAGGAAGACUUAGAUUUUGAUGUUCUACCAGGUCUAGCCAUGCACAAGAAAAAUGCUCUCCGCCUCAUGGCUAAGUACUCUAAAUAAUAGCAGAUCGAUCGAUCAAUUAAGUGUUUUAAGGAUUCUACGCUGGACUCCAGUUCGAAGUUUAUAAUUGCACUUUUCUUGUUUGCUUCUCUGUGUAAUAGAAUGGGGCGGUGUUACUAAUAAGAAAGUUUUUUAAUAAUAUAUCCAGGUUUUUAAUG